AUGGCAAAAUGUAUGGAAGCAACUCUUAAUGCUGGUAACGAUUGUGGUAUCGGUCGACAAUCAUUGCUGGCAAACGGCAAAUGUUUUCAAUGGUUAUCCAAUCAAAGUCUAACCCAUGAACUGAAUAAUGGACGCAUUGCAGGACCGGGUGAAGUGCCGUUUGCCGUAUGGAUUGUUUACAGGGAUAAAUUCAUAGCCAGUCAUGGAUCGGGUGUCAUAUUAAACAAUCGGUGGAUAUUAACAGCAGCUCACGUAAUAUAUGGAUUUGCUAUUAGUGAUCUAACAAUCUACCCGGGCAAAUUGUUUAUCGAUUACAACGAUUAUGAAAAUGGUUAUAAUAUUGAGAAAACAGUUGUCCAUUACAAGUAUCCCAGGAGACGAUUCCCGGCUUACGAUAUGGCACUCAUCAAACUUACAGCUGACUUACCGCUUAGCAGCCAACUGUCCAUUAAUGGUCUUAACUAUCGGACUCUAUUGAACGGUAUAUGUUUGCCACCGUUGGAUGCACUCAAUAGCGAGGAUGAGUUGGCACUGAUGGCCGGUUAUGGUUUAGUAAACAGAAAUGAGAAAAGUGAUAGACUUAAAAUUGGUUACAUUAGGAUUAAGAAACCAUACAAUAAUGCCAGAGAUUUUUGGCGUAUGAUUAUACUCGGGGAACGGUAUCCAUCGUAUAAUGGGACAUUUUCAUGUGCGGGUGAUUCUGGUGCUCCAUUGUAUCAGUAUGUAAAUGGUAGGGCCGUAUUGAUUGGUAUAACUAAGGGCCGCAAUACUAUAACUUACAAAUGUGAUGAAAUCGUUGACAGUGUUUAUGUAGUGUUUGUGAGGAUAUCAUUGUUUGUCGAUUGGAUUAUUGAUAGCAUACAUAAUAAUGAUUUUAUUUAA
This is a messenger RNA of Oppia nitens, 882 nucleotides long. Its product is annotated as coagulation factor IX-like. The record is from RefSeq and is a predicted model, not a curated record. Gene Ontology annotation, molecular function: serine-type endopeptidase activity. Lineage: Eukaryota; Metazoa; Arthropoda; Arachnida; Sarcoptiformes; Oppiidae. The transcript is spliced from 5 exons. Gene Ontology annotation, biological process: proteolysis. Bases 1 to 882 code for a protein of 293 amino acids.